Messenger RNA from Cutaneotrichosporon cavernicola, 1290 nucleotides. RefSeq lists its product as uncharacterized. The transcript has 3 exons. The record is from RefSeq and is a predicted model, not a curated record. NCBI's taxonomy places the organism in Eukaryota, Fungi, Basidiomycota, Tremellomycetes, Trichosporonales, Trichosporonaceae. Bases 1 to 1290 code for a protein of 429 amino acids.
AUGCAAGACUUAAUCCCACAGCCAGGGUUCCAACUCCCCCAUCCCGGCAUCUCGGGCUUCAUGCCCUCCCUCGUCGCCGCGCUCAACGCCUCCCCAACCCUCCGUCACUGGCCGGUUGACGACACGUUGGUCGCCGUCCUCCUCCUUGCGCUGAUGGCGCGCCGCGGCGGUGUGCUCCUCGACGCCACCAACGUAUCUAAAGUCGCCAAAGUCGCCGGCGCCCACACGACGUCCGUGUUCGGACUGGUGACGCGAUCCGUGCACCUCUCGUCGACGAGUGUUGCGUCCGAUGUGGCGCUCAAAGUGCCUGACCAUCCUCCCUCCGGCACGUCCACGUCGGACACAACCACCCCGUCGGACACGUCGGACACAUCUGUCCGGCCCGAACCAUCUCCCUACCCACCAAUGACGCCGCGCGCGAUGGUGGUAACCGGACUGGAGGACGCCCCGCCGCCCGUGCUCGUUCGACUGCGGAGUGAGGUCGCAGCAGCUGAGCGCAAGGGAGACGUCCCGCUUAUCAUCUGGGUUCGGGAUGAAGAACGUGCCGAUGACGCUCCAGCUUGGCUCCUCGAUAUCUUCGUCUGCUCUGCCCUCCUGUAUGCCGAGGACCUCACGCUGCCGCCUCCCAACCUCAGCUCGAAUGCCCUUGUCCCUCCAGACUACAUCAGGGACCUACGGUCCUUCCUUCUCCUUACACACAUCCACCCCCCACUCGAGAGCCACAUCAAUAACCUCCUUGCAGCUCUAUCCCUCCACAAAAGCCUCGAGGCGAACCUCUCCGCCAGAGCUACGGCGUCCCUCAACUCACUCGUCAAAGCCCAACGAAUCCUUGCUGGUCCGUUCGACCUUCCAGGCGGGUGGCAGGAGAACCUCCACGCGUGGCAGGCUGCGAAAUCGGCUGAGGCCGAGUACGAAGCUGGCGUCGGCUCUUCCCUUCCGGCCAGCGCUCUGCGCUCCCGCACGGCGGGAAACGUAGGAGGUUAUGGUGGCGGACCAGGUGGUGUCGAUACGUGGAGCCAACGAGCCGGUGAGACCCCAACACCUGUGGAAAUGCUCGGGCCAGGCGCGAAUGACUGGUUCUGCGACCCGGGGAAUGUCGAGGGCGCGUGGGAACUCGGCGUGCGCCACCGCGUCCGCCCACGCCAGCCAGGACAGGCACUGCUGUUUGCACUGAACGGGUCGGCACAGGAGCGCGUCCAAUACGCCCGUCAGAGAGCCACAAAGGAGGCGUCGCGCAGGCAGCGGAAGGAGGUCGAUGACGCGCUCGUACAGAUUCUCCAGGAAGUUUAG